AUGUUAAGUGCCCGAGAGAAGUGGAGAUCAAAAAGGGACAAUGUGUGUUUAGCUCCGACAAGAUCGGAGCCGGUCGACUGGAGCUGGAAUCGUCUCGCUGACAAAAAGUUCCAGUUCAUGGAUCACUCGCUCGUCGCUGUCGUCCGAUCCGGGAAAGACAAAGACGCGUCGGAGUUCUUCAAGCUGCUCUCGCUCUGCCACACCGUCAUGGUGGAGCACAAAGACGAUGAGCUGGUGUACCAGGCUGCGUCUCCUGACGAGGGCGCUCUGGUGACAGCCGCCAGGAACUUUGGCUUCGUGUUCCUGUCCCGUACCCAGGACACCAUCACCAUCAGGGAGAUGGAUCAGGAGACGACGUACGAGAUGUUGGCGCUGCUCGACUUUAACUCCGACCGCAAGCGCAUGUCCAUCAUCUUGAAGUUUCCCGAUGGGCGUAUUCGUCUCUACUGUAAAGGAGCGGACACGGUGAUUUAUGAGCGACUCUCCCCGAACACCAGACACAAGGAGAGCAGCCAGACCGCUCUGGAUAUCUUCGCCAACGAGACCUUGCGGACGCUGUGCCUGUGUUACAAAGACAUCAGCGUGGCAGAGUAUGAAGCCUGGUCCAGGAAACACAAAGAAGCCCAGGUUUCCAUGAGCGACCGAGACGCCGCGCUCGACCACGUGUACGAGCAAAUCGAGAGCAACCUCAUGUUGAUUGGGGCGACGGCCAUCGAGGACAAGCUACAGGAAGGAGUUCCUGAGACCAUCGCCUUACUGGCCAAGGCCGACAUCAAGAUCUGGGUCCUGACCGGCGAUAAGAAAGAAACGGCUGAAAACAUCGGAUAUUCUUGUUCACUUCUGACAGACGACAUGCAGAUCCACUACGGAGAAGACGUCAAUGAGAAGCUGACGAUUCGUCAGGCCAACAGGAGGAACCAGCCCACAACUUCCCGUCUCAACAAAAAGAAAACUCCAGAGCCGUUCUUCCCCGAGCCGAGGAAGAACGCUCUGAUCAUCACCGGAGGAUGGCUGAACGAGAUUCUGUACGAGAAGAAGAAGAAACGCCGCCGUCUGCGUCUCCGUCGUCUUGGAAAGCGGUCGGCUCCCAGCAACCCUCAGGACGGACAGCCCAACAACGACUUGGAGAAAGAGAUGAGACAAAUUGACUUUGUGGACAUGGCCUGUGAGUGUGAAGCCGUCAUCUGCUGUCGCGUGACGCCGAAGCAGAAAGCCAACGUGGUGAGUUUGGUGAAGAAGUACAAGAAGGCCGUGACGUUGUCGAUCGGAGACGGAGCCAACGACGUCAACAUGAUCAAGACUGCAGACAUCGGUGUCGGCAUCAGCGGUCAGGAGGGGAUGCAGGCCGUCAUGUCCAGCGACUACGCUUUUGCUCAGUUCCGUUACCUGGAGCGCCUCCUGCUGGUGCACGGGCGCUGGUCCUACAUCCGAAUGUGCAAAUUCCUGCGUUUCUUCUUCUUCAAGAACUUCGCCUUCACCCUGGUUCACUUCUGGUACUCGUUCUUCAGCGGAUACUCGGCUCAGAUCGCCUACGAAGAUUGGUUCAUCACGCUCUACAAUCUGUGCUACAGCAGUUUACCCGUUCUACUCGUCGGACUUCUCGAUCAGGAUGUUAACGACAAACUCAGCCUGAAAUUCCCGAAGCUCUACCUGCCCGGCCAGCAGGGGUCGAUGUUCAACUACAAGAACUUCUUCAUCAGCUUGUUCCACGGCAUCUUCGUCUCGCUCGUCAUCUUCUUCAUCCCGUACGGGGCCUUCCUGCAGACCAUGGGGCAGGACGGAGAAGCCCCCUCUGACUACCAGUCCUUCGCCGUCGUCACCGCCUCGUCGCUGAUUUUCACCGUCAACCUGCAGAUGUCUCUCGAUACCUCGUACUGGACCUUCGUCAACUGUUUCGCAGUUCUGGGCAGCAUCGCCAUUUACUUCGGCAUCACGUUCGACAGCCACAGUGCAGGGAUUCACGUCAUCUUCCCGUCAGUGUUCACCUUCACCGGCGUAGCAUCAAACGCCCUGCGUCAGCCUUACCUGUGGUUAACCAUCAUCCUGACUGUGGGCAUCAGUCUGCUGCCCGUCAUCUGCAUCCAGUUCCUCCAUAAAACCAUCUGGCCGUCUGUCGGAGACAAGGUCCACAGAAACAGGAAGAAGUACGAGAUGGAGAUGUUGGCGGAGGAGAAGAAAAAGCCGCCGGCAUUCCAGCGUGGCCGACGUUCCCGUCGCUCUGCCUACGCCUUCUCUCACUCCCGCGGAUACGCCGACCUCAUCUCUUCGGGGCGAAGCAUUCGGCGGCGACCACCAACCAGGGCCGGACCCCAGGAAAGUAUCAGGGAGUUUCCACAAAGAGAGGCUGAAAACAUCUGAGGAGCGGAAGAGACGGAGCAAAGCGACGGAGGAGGGUUGUAAAUAUUUGGGACCUUCAUUUUAUCUGUGGAGUCAGAAACAACAGCCUGAUCCGAGUGUCAUCUUCAAUUCCUCCCUCAGGAAACUCGAGCACUUUAUGAAGGGAUGAAACAAACGUUGCCGCCUCCUAAGGUUGCUCAACUUUUAGAAACCAAACCGGGAGCUUCUUUACCAAGAAUCUUUAAGUGUGUGACCUCGACUCCACUGCCUCCAGUUCCUCGUCUAUGCACAGACACUCUGUUAAAACGCAACAGAAAAGAAAAGCUCACCGAAGAGACGACCGCCGUUCACGGGGGGUUCAAGUCGUGCAGUUGACUGUGUGACUGACAAUGUUGUUUAACUCAGGAUUUUUAAAAUCAGAGCCUUGUUUUUAGUCCGUUUUUGUCCGUGGAGACGCUGCGAUACUUUUAAACGUUCAGUUUUAGCCCUGAUGUCUGCACAACACUUGAUCUGAUGGUGUUUUAUUAAAAUUAUCAAAAUAUUCCAGUUAAUUUGUUCGUUAGUCUCAACAACGUUAAAGACAACGGGCUAAAGCUCAACAUGUCAAAGUAUCUUCUUUUAAUGUUUUAUUAUAAACAAUGGUGGGACGUUAUUAUACCAGGCUAUGCAGAUGUUAUAAAGUGUCUUAACUUAAAAUUAAAUUGUGAAUAGUGAUGUUUUCUCUUUAGAAGGGUCUUUACAGAUGUGGACUUCAGCCUUAAAAUCUUUAGACGUGCCUCCGUCAAAGCUGCAUCUUCUUCAUGUUUGUGCUCCAAACGCCACGUUUUUGUGUUGUAAACAAACACCAGCACUCGUUUGGCACCCCCACACACCAGUGUCUCCACCUCUUCUCAGUUUGUACAUUUAAGUGCUUCUUACUUCUAAAGGGGGAAGUUGGUUUAUCUUUUUAUAAACAUUGGUUCUUUUGUUUUGUCUCCUCAGAAAUAAACCACACGUUAGUAGGUCUUUGGGAUAACUUUGUGUGUGUGUGUGUCACACUGGUUGUUUACAAUGCACCCGAGAAGUCAUAUGUCAUUUGUGUGUGUGUGUUGUUUUCUUAUCUGCUCAACAGUGCGAAGCCAAACCUGACACACAGCUGUUCUGUUGCUGUAUUUCCCUCAUGCUAGUGUUACUGUACGCAGACGAUGUCUUUUUAUUACUGAAUGAAUGGAGGCAGCGCUCGACGCUGUCGAUUGAACCAGCAGCAGCUCGGUCUCUGUCACGCCACUGUAUUUUAUGUGGUUGUUAAUAAAAGCCGAGGGCACAUUUAGCAAUCUGAAA
Messenger RNA from Paralichthys olivaceus (Japanese flounder), 3657 nucleotides. The record is from RefSeq and is a predicted model, not a curated record. NCBI's taxonomy places the organism in Eukaryota, Metazoa, Chordata, Actinopteri, Pleuronectiformes, Paralichthyidae.